Molecule: messenger RNA, 579 nt
Organism: Dibothriocephalus latus
Lineage: Eukaryota; Metazoa; Platyhelminthes; Cestoda; Diphyllobothriidea; Diphyllobothriidae
Source: the annotation of a GenBank genome assembly
UGUGGUUAUUAUCAGAAGAUUGUCCUCCAGCUUCAAGACAUCGUGGAUCGCUAUGAAUACGUCCGACAACAUUUGACGCCAAUAAAGGCCUCCCUUUUGGACGAAACCCUCAGAGAUAUCACAAUAUGGUUCGAUAGGGGCGUGAAUUACCUCAACUGGGACAGUCUUGCCAUCGAUGAUUUUCUCGAACAGGCAGAGAAGAAAAUCAAAUUACUGGAAUAUCAGCUAAAGGAGCUAGAUAGGAACCGGGCUACCCUGAACAAGGUUUGUGCGACCAUAUCAGCCAUGAAGCUGUUCAAACAAAUCUCCAAGGAGUACAUUGUUUCAGCCAAGGAGUACAUGGACUAUGCAGAAAGUACGCGCGAAACGGACAUGGAAGAACUAGCCACUACAGUGCAGAGCAUGUUGAAAAACUCCCUCAGCAAACUUGAGGAAGCACUCUACGAUACAAAUACAAACCGUUGCAAGAAGAUGGCGGUCGUCUAUCAGAUGUGUGAGCAGCUCAUACUGGAAGCGUUAGUGAACGUGAGUAGAUUCCUUUCAAACAACUUACUAAUAUUUUGCUUUUUAAAUUCUUAA